Molecule: messenger RNA, 11149 nt
Organism: Blepharisma stoltei
Lineage: Eukaryota; Ciliophora; Heterotrichea; Heterotrichida; Blepharismidae
Source: the annotation of a GenBank genome assembly
AUGGCAGAAGAAGAAAAUAUUUCAGCAUUGGAAACUUAUAUUCUUUCCUCAGAUAAGCAGUCAGCUAUAAAAUCUUUUCCACCAACUUCUUCGUUUGGGCUAUUUUUGAAAGCUAAUCUUUUACUCAAAGAAGGCCAAUCCAGCAGUUCAGAAUACGAGGAAACAUUAAAAGAGCUUAGAAAAUCAGAUAAAAACCUUUAUCUUACAAUGACCACUAGACAAGAUAUAAAAGAUCUUGAUUUUAUAGAAACAAAAGAAAAAAUCAACGAAAAGAUUGAUGAAAUCAGUUCAAAAUUGAUGGGAUUUCAGUUUGAUUAUCCAGUUCCGAUAUCAUCUGAUAUUAAAGAAAAGAAAGAAUUUAAUGCUCAUUUGACCGAAAAUUUAUUUUCAGAAAUUUUUGACAGCUCGAUUUUAUCUCAUGCAAUGCUCUCUGAUUUAACUUCUCACUCCUACCUUUAAAUUGGAACAAAAUAUCCAUUUUUGGACCCCGUUUUAAAACUGGAACAAAAUUUUGUUCAAUAGGAAAUUUUAUAUUUAGCAUACGAAUUUUUUAUAAAAAUUAGUUUUGACCUAUUUAAUAAAGCAAUUAGAGUAUUUAAAUUGUUUUUACAUUGGAUCAGCUAAUUUUUGAAUUAAUACUUUAUAAAAGUAAAUUAAAAUUCAUUAAAUUGUUUUAAUUUUUAAAAGAGAAAAAUUUUAUAUGAAUUUUUUUUUGUAGCCCAAGUUUUUAUUGGAAUAUUUUUUUUUUAAAUUUAAAAGGGGGAGAGUCAAGGUAAAUUGAAAAUAAAUACUGCGAAAUUGAAUCAGGAAUUAUUCAAAGAAUUAUUAAUUGACUGAAAUUAUUUAUAUGUUUUGCAAGGUGUUCCAGAAAAAAUAGAUGAAUUGAUAAAAGAAGACAAUUUUCAUUUCGUUCAAUGCUUUACAUGCAUGAGCCUUCAGCAAAUGGAAGAUUUAUUGAAAAUAAAUAAAAAUAUUAUCAAUAGCUCAGGGUUCGUUAAAGCAUUUUUAUAUAAAAAAUACUUUUAUAAGCUACAGAGUGAUAAUCUGGAAAAUUAUGAAAUUUAUAGUAGAGUCUGGGAAGAAAUUAAAGAUUUUCCUGAAAAAUUAAAUUCGCUAAAAACGGUCAUACUUUUGUCUUUGCUGAAUUUAGGGGUAAAAUUUGGAAUUUAUGAUGAAAAUUUAUUUAAAAAAUAUUUAGGGCUCCAUAAGAAUGGUCAGAUUUAUAGCUCAAAUAACGAAAAUAUAGAUAAAAAAAUAAGCAAAUAUGCAGAUUUUGGUUAUGAUGAUUGGAAAAAUGAUCAAGAAUUGGUAGAAGAAUAUCUAGAGGAAAUAUUGAAGCAGAAAGAGAAUGCUAAUAAAUAUAAAUCGUUUUUUGAAGAAAAAUUUCUUAUUGCCCCCAUCCUUGAUCGAACGAUUCUAUUGAAAAAUUCCUAAAAUUGGAAAAAUUAAUACCUUGAUUGAACGAUUUUCUUAUAUACAAUAAAUCAAUAGAUUAGUUAAUAUUUAUUAUAAUUUAUGAAAAUUAGGCAAAUUAAAAGUAAUUUACGUGUUUUCUUAAUAGUCUGCACGGAAUUAAUCAUUUAAAGUGCUUUAGACAUCAACCUGGCUUAAUAAUCUAUAAGUUUAGAAUUAUUACAAAUUAAAAAUAAUUAAAAAGGAACAGAAAUAUUUUAUAGAGAGAAAGGGGAACUAGACUUUUUAAAUUAACACCGUUUUUCAUUUUAAUAGUUUAAUAAUUACUAUCUCAACCCUCUUAUUUAAAAAUACGCCAACCAAUAAAAAUAAUAUAUAUAUUAUUUUUAUAUAUAAUUUUUUCAAAAAUUUUUUAAACCCUCACCAUGAUCGAACGAUAAAGAUUCGUUCAAUCAAGGAUGGGAAGGAGUUAGAAGAACAUUUGCAAAAAUAAAAAUUCAAACUGGAGUACCUCCAUCAGAAUUUGAAGACAUCAUUACUCAAAAUGAUCUAGCCUCUAUUUCCUCUGAAAUUGUGCUUGAGACAUGUAAAGACAAUCCCACUUCUUUCCACAGAGAUGAGCUUGUUAGAUUCUCUAUAAAAACUAAAAAUAUCCCAAAACUCCUCGUUAAAGUCCUCGAAAUAAAUACAAAAUUUUACUAUCUUAAGCAUAAUUCCAAAAUCCCUAAUGAUAUUUGUUCAGAAGGCCUCAUUGCAAAAUACGAAAAAAAUUAUGAGUAUUCAGAAUCUCCAUUAAUAAAAGCUAAGAGAAUUUUAGAAUUCCCAGAACUUAAAAAUAAAAUUGGAUUAUUUGUUAUUGAACUAAUAGGAAAUGGAAGACAUUCUAGAGCUAUUAUAAGAAAAGGAUCAUUAAAAUAUGCAUGAAAAAUCACAGCCUCUGGGCAGCUCGUUAUGAUUUUAGAUGAAGAAAAUAAAAUAUGCAAGAAUAAUGGAGCAGGAGUUUAUUUAGAUGAAAGAUUUUAUUCUUGUGAAAAUAAAGAUGGGUGCGCGCUGUUGCCGUUCGCUAAUGAAGAAAAUAUAAAAAAUAUUAUUUUAACUGAUGGAAUCAUUGCAGAACUCGUUGAAGGAUUUUCACAUUAUACUGAAUCUUAUGAGUUAAAAUCAGCUUUUUUCGUCCAUGAAGAGCAAUUAUUAGUAGGAAAUAAAGCCAAAAUUUCAAUAUAGUUUUCUUUAUUAUUUUCUUCAAAAUAAGAAAAAGCUAUUUUUCUAUUUCUUAUUAAAAAUCUUAAAUUAAAUUUAAUUAAGCACAGUAUAAGCCAAACCUUUAUGUAAAUGGAGUAAAAACGUUCCUAUCUUUAUUAACUGACUGCAAAGCUGUUAUAGAAACAGUAGACUAUGAAGGAAUUUCUUCAUCUAAAACUUAUUCAGAUUUUUCGCUUUUAGAUGAGAAUUCAAUUAUUAGCUUACAAAUUCAAGUUCCACCAAGGUUAAAAAACGUUAUGAUAUCUUUUACAGGGGAGGUAGAAAAUUUAACAAAAAAUAAAAAAAUUCCUCUUGAAUCAAAUUUUUCAAUUGAUGUGAAUACUUACUUGGGCAAUGAUGCAAUAUAUGGUGCUUAUUUAAAUCUUGGGAGUAAUGGGUACCUAAUUCCCCUCCAUGAGUAGCAAAAAGCUUUAUCCGCUAACGAAAGGGGUUAAUUUAAUUUUUUCAAAAAUAUCAUUCUCGCAAAAAUUUAGAACUAAAAAUUCAUUUAAUUUGCGAAAUUUAUUUUUUAAAAUGCAAGUUAUUUAAAUUGCACAAAAUUAGCUAGAAAUUUCAUUAUAAUAAUUAUUACCUAUAUAUCGAAAUUUUUUUUUCAAAAAACAUUUUUGAUCGCUGAAAAUAGUGAUUUUUCAAUGGUUUUGCUCUCACAGGUGAGAGAAGUAAUAGAAAUCAAAGGAAAUAAUGGAGAGCCCUGCUCAGAUGUGCAAGUUGAAGUAAUUUUAGAGCAUGAUGAUUGGCUUAGUACCAGAUCAGAAAUACUUAAAACUGAUGAAAUGGGGAAAAUAUAUUUAGGAAAGCUGACUGAUAUUACUAAUUUAUCUGCUAACUCCCCCCCCCUCCGUGAGUGAACAAAAAAAUUUUGUUCACUCAUGGAGGGGGGUUAAUUUUUAUUUUAAAAAAUUUAUAUAUAAAUUUUGGAGAACUUUUUGGGACGGCAAAAAUACUGCAAGGCUCUGCAAAAAACUGCAAGGCCAGUAAAAAAAUGGCAAAGCCAAGCAAAAAAAUGCAAAACUUGCAAAAUUUUUGCAAGUUUUGUAAAAACAUUGGACAAAAGCAAAAGCAAUUUAAAAAAAAAGCAAAGCCAUGCAAAAAUUUAAAAAAAAAAUGAAAAAUUUCGCAAAGCAGGCAAAACUUUUGCAGGGUGGCAAAAAAGUUGCAAAAAUUGGCAAAAAUCACGAUUAGAAAAUUUAACAGUAAAAUUUAAUAAUUUAUUGGAAGUGUAGUACAAUGUUAAAUUAUUUAAACAACAUAUAAUAUAGAAAAAAUAGAAAUUAAUUUCGUGAAAUAAAUGCUAAAGUCUAAUACAAAUAUCUUUUAAAAGAAUUUUCCAAAAACAUAACUUAAGAAUUUUAAAAUUUUGGAAAAUUUAAUUUUGGCAAAACACUUUGUUGUAUCUCAUUUUAAAAUUUUGCCAAAAUUAAAUUUUCCAAAUUUUGAAAAUUUUUAAGUCAUGCUUUUAGAAAAUUCUUUAAAAGAUAUUUGUAUUAGACUUUAGCAUUUAUUUCACGAAAUUAAUUUCUAUUUUUUCUAUAUUAUAUGUUGUUUAAAUAAUUUAACAUUGUACUACACUUCCAAUAAAUUAUUAAAUUUUACUGUUAAAUUUUCUAAUCGUGAUUUUUGCCAAUUUUUGCAACUUUUUUGCCACCUUGCAAAAGUUUUGCCUGCUUUGCGAAAUUUUUCAUUUUUUUUUAAAUUUUUGCAUGGCUUUGCUUUUUUUUUAAAUUGCUUUUGCUUUUGUCCAAUGUUUUUUGCAAAACUUGCAAAAAUUUUGCAAGUUUUUGCAUUUUUUUGCUUGGCUUUGCCCAUUUUUUACUGGCCUUGCAGUUUUUUGCAGAGCCUUGCAGUAUUUUUGCCGUCCCAAAAAGUUCUCCAUAAAUUUUAUAAAAAAUAUUUUUUUUCGAAAUUUUAAAAAAAUCCUAGUUCGCAAAACUUGGAAAGCAAAUAUUAAUUUAAUUUAUAAAAUUUAUGUUUUAAAAAGCAAUUCGUUUAAAAUUAAACAGAAUUAGCUCUAGAUUUCAUUAUACUAAUUAUCAUUUAUAUAUCAAUUUUUUUUUCCAUAAAAAAUUUUUCUAUUAAAAACAUUUUUGUUCACUCACGGAGGGUGGGUUUUUGGGCAAAAAAUGGCGAUUUUUCUAAUGGUUUUGUUCACUCACGGAGGGGGGGGGAGUAAGGUGAAGUUUCCAGAAAAUGAACAAAAUUUUAGCUGAUAUCUUGGUUUUUUUAAAAAAGCAAUCCAAUAUCCAAGCAUAAUAAAUUUAUGUGAGGGGGAUGAAUUUGGAAUUCCUGUGGAUUUUACUAUAGUUAACAGUAAAGAGAUAACUUUGGUAUUGGCUCAUGAUUCAACAAUAAUUGAUAUUUUUAAUCACAAUUUGCAACUUGAUUACGAAAAUUCAGUAAUUUGGCUUAAGAACAUGACAGAAGGGACUUACGAAUUGAAAAUAAAUUCAUAUACAAUUAGUGUCCAUGUGAGCCAGGGGAUACAUUGGGAUAACAAUCAAUUUAUUUUGUCAGAAAAUUUAGUUAUUCCGACUUAUAACCAAUAUAAAACUUUAAAAAUUAGCUCAACCUCUUUUGAAGAAAAUAAGCUGAAAAUAAAACUUGGAGGAGACACUGAAAAUGCUUCAAUUCAUGCUCUUUUUUUCAAUUAUUUAUCAGAAAGUUUAAUUCAACAAUUAACUCAAUUUAUCUCUUUAUAUGAAUUGCCAUCUAGGCAUUAUCAAAAUUUUUCUCAAGAAAAAUCAUACUAUAUGCAAAGCAGAAAAUUAGACGAAGAAUAUCAAUAUAUCCUUGAGAGAAAAUAUCAGCCAAGAUUUGUAGGGAAUACUUUGCAAAAGCCACAAUUGUUAUGUAAAAGAAAUUUUAUAGAAGAUACUGUGACAGAAACUCAAAGAGCUGAAAAAGGCGAAAAGCUAAAGCAUGCAAAACUUGGUAUAGCCUGAGCCUUUUUUUGGCUCGAGUUAUCGUGGCAUCUCCUGAUGUUAAUGGGAGUAGGUUUUACCAACAUUUGUCGGUAAAACCAUUUAUCAAAUGUUAACUCUUCAAUAAGAAGUGGUCAAGUUGCAAAAGAUAUUAGAGUUAAUUUUAUUGCAAGGACAUCAGAUGAAAUCAGAAGCUAACUUUCAGUAUGCUGAUAGCACUGUACUCAUUGUAGAAUCUUAAAAAGAAAUUGAAACGAUAUUAAGAAGCUUGAAGAAAUGAUUGGAUGAAAAAAAUGCGAGGCCGAAUAUAGGGUUAGAAAAGACGGCAAUAAUGCCAAUUAUUAAUAAAAUAGAAAAUCGAAUAUAGAGAUAUUUUUAACGGCACAGAAAUACCGCUAGUAGAAAAAUAUAAAUGCCUAAAAUUAUGUUAAAAGGUAGAAUAAAAGCAACAGGAUUUGAUCAGGCUCAAUAUACUCAUUUAAAAGGCAUAACAAGGGUUACUUGCUGUUCCGUUAUACUGACAAUAAAAAGGCUAUUACAUAUACCCACUAAAACUCUUAUUAAUUCCUUAAAGCAAUUUUCUUGCCGAGAUACACAUAUGGUCUGGAAAUCUGUUCGAGAUCAAAUUGGUGAGCUUAUGAAAGACACCAUACGAAUGAGAGAUUGGAGUCUGAGCUAGAAAUUGAGGUAAAUAUCUUGCAAAAAGUUGAUUGUGUGAUAAAGAUGAAUUUAGCAAUAUUUGACGAAAAUUAGAAGAAGCAGAAAAAGUAGCAAACAUGACAAUUUUUUUUCAAAUUCAGGAGACAGAGCAGGAUUUGAAAAUUUUGGAGUUACAGAAGCUUAUUUACUAGAUUAAAAGGAUGGGGAAAAAAAAAGUUAUUGGGGCAUGCCCUGAAAUAGCAGGUAAAAUGCAAUUUUAAUGAAUUGAACUUGUCAUCUGGGGAGUUGGUCUUACCAACAAAUGUUGUAAAACCAUCUCCCCGAUUGAUGUCAGGAGAUCUCGGAAUAGCCCGAACGUAAAAACGGCUUGGGUGAUACCUAUAUGCAUAACUCAAAAAGGAAUUUAAAUUCAUGUGCAUGUUCAGGAGGUAAUUAUGAUAAUUUUGGUCAAAAUCUUGAUUUUCUUGAGCAUCCUGCUAUUUGGGUAUUUGAUGUUGAUAUCAAUGAGGGUACAGCAGAAAUCUUACUUGAUAACUUUAACUAUAGCCAAAUUUGUGUUAUUGCUACAAAUGGAGAAGGGCUCUCAUAUGAAGUUUGCAGUGUCCCUAAUCCUACCAUUGGACUGAAAGAUAUGAGGCUGCAACAGUCUCUUGAUUCUUCUAUCUUUUUCGCAUUUAAAUAUCUCAAUAGGCUAAUUUCCGUAAUAAUAUAUCAUCAAUUAUAAAAAAUAACUAAUUUAGAGUAAGUGCAUUUCAGAAAAAAUUCAAAGCAAAGCAGUUUUAAUUGGUGAGUCAUUUAAAAUCAAUGACAUCAAUAGUACGAGCUAUGAGAUUAUAGACUCCAUAGAGAAACUAUAUAGGAUUCAAAAAGAGCUUAUUAAGCUGAAUAAAAGCUUAAUCAGCUAUGAGAGCUGGGAUUUUCUAGGAAAAUGGGAAAGUUUAUCAUAUGAAAAAAAGCUUGAAGUUUAUGACAAAUUUGUUUCUCAUGAGCUUAAUAUAUUUAUAUAUAAAAAGGACCCGAACUUUUUUAAAGAAAUAAUUGAACCUCAUCUUAAAUGCAAAAUGGAAAAAGAUUUUGUAGAUAUGUAUUUGCUAUCUGAGCCUCUAGAUUAUUAUCUUAGCUUAUCUAAUCUUGCAAAAUUAAAUACUUUACUCCCUUUAAGAGAGUAAGAUCAUUGGAAAAAUUUAUUUGAGAAAAACUAAGCCAAUUAAAGAGAGCAAAAAUUUUUCUGAUGCAUUAUUUUUAUAUAUAAAUAACCAUUUUUAUUUAAUUUAUUAAUUUUUUAUGGCUUGCAAAACAAUUUUAGAUAUAAAUUUAAUAUAUACCUAAAUCAAUGAAUAUAAUUUUUUUAUUGAUUAGAAUGAUGCCCUAUUUUAUAAUUAUGCCUUGCAUAUUUUGAUCAUCAUACUGGCGAUAUCAAUAUGGUAAUUUUUGCAGAAAAAUAUGCUACUAAUAUCACCAGCAUGACUCGCAUACUUGCGAUCAAAAAUGUUCAAGGCACAAUAAAAUAUCUCCUUUAAUGCUGAUUAGGUAUCAUUUUUUAAAAAAGUUAAGCAAGAAAAUCUUGAUCACUCUUAAAGGGGAGUCAGAAAAAAUUUUACUUAUAGACAGAAUUUCUGAAAAUAACCCUGAUUUUGCCCUUAGCCUAGCAAGAUUAUUAAAAGAUGAAGCUGAUUCAAUCUCUAUUAGCCAACAAUUAAAACACAAACAAAAAGAGCUAGUCUUAAGAUUUAAUUUAUCUGAUGAUUUGAUGAAGCAAUGUGAAAGCCCUCAGCCUGACGAAAGCGAAUUAGAUGAAGAAUUAGAAAUUCAAGAAAGACGUAAUGAAUUUCAAAAUAAAUUUAACCUCCUCAGCAGAAUGCUAAUUAAAAGUGAUGGAAGCUCUGAUAGAGAAAAUGAUGAAAAAGAAUGUAAAAAAACAAAAUCCCGGAAAAAAGGUAUGAAAUUAUUUGGCAAUCAGAAACAAAAAGAAGAAAAAGAUGAUAAAAAAAUCCCAGUGUAUUAUUAUGGAUUGGAAAUUUUAUUUAUAUCAUUUUACUAUAAAGGUUUUUUUGGAGUGUGGAAGUAGAAAAAUCAUGAGUUUUUAUAUUUGAAAAAGGAAAGAAAGGGAGAAAUUUUUUCAGAUAUGAUACCAAAAGCUUGAUGCCACAAAGGAAUUUUGUGAAACUUUUUAUUUUGGGGUUACAAAUAACGCUGGAAAUAAAAAUUUGGUGCCUAAUAAUUUAUUUUGGUCAGAAUUAGCUAAUUUAAUUGCGAAUAAAGAAAGUUCACUAGUACUAUCUGAAGAAAUUUUAGGAGCGACAUCAAGCUUAACAGAAUUGAUUUGCGCUUUAGCUUUUACAGACCUUCCUUUAGUCCCCAAAAAUAUUAAUUAUCUGCUUGAAAAGAAUUCAAUUACUUAUACUGCCAAUAGCAAUUUUCUUAUUUUUUAUAAAGAACUCUAUGAAGCUGAAUCAGAAAUAAACAAUAAAAUUUUAUGCUUCGUUAAAAAGAAUAGUGAAUUAAUAAGAGAUUUCAUUUCCCUUUAUACAUAUAAAAUAGUUAAAAUCGCCUCUAAUCCAUCAGUGUGCUCAGCUUUAGGGCUAUAAUUUCCCAGCAUUAUUUUGAUGCCCAAAACAAAGAGAAAAAUAUAAACCAAUUUAUCAAACAAAAAAUAUAUGGUUGCAAAGUUGUUUUAACUAAUUCUUCAGGAUCAAAAUUAAAUGUCAAUCUUUUAGCUGAAAUCCCUCAAGGAAGUAUCCCAGUUGGAAACACAAAAUAUAUCCAAAACCCGAUUUUAUCAUUAGAGAGCUAUCAUACACAAAAUUUUGAAUACCUUUUUUAUUUUCCGGAAUCUGGAAAUUUUACUCAUUUUCCAGCCAAUGUUUCUCAUAAUGGCAAAGUGAUAGCAAAAACUGAGCCUAAGGUUAUGAAUGUAGAUUGCGUCAUAAGGACUGAUAAACUUGAAAAUUUCGAUGAUUUAGUACUAAGUGGGAGAAAGGAUUUGAUUUUAGAAUUUUUAUGAUACAUGAGUAAGAAUAAGUGGGGUAAUUAUAAGAGAUUUUUUAUAUGAAAAUAAAAGUAAUGUUCUAUGUGAAUUAAUAUGAGGUAGAAUAAAUAUAGAAAAUUUAUAUAGUGAAGAGAAAGGAUUUAAUGCCUUAAAAAUCUGCUGAAUGAUGAAGGAUUUUGAUUUUUGGAAAAAGACAGUAGAAAUACUGAAGAGAAGGAAUAUUUAUGUAAGAGAAAUUUGGAGUUUUAGUGUUUUUCAUCAUUAUUUGGAGGUGUUUAAAGAACUUAUUUCUCUUGAAAAAGAGGUAUUAGCCAUACUUGGCAAUUUCUUUGAGUCACCAACUAUAUCAGCAGAUUAGUAUUAUUAAAGACAGACUCUAGCCAUAUUGGUGAUACAGUCAUCAAAGACCUUCCGUACAGGAGCUUCAACACUUCGCGACAAACUGCCCAGUAAGUCUAGCCAUAGCAGAUACAUUUGUCUCUUCCUUUGCUUGCACUUCAGCAUUGAAUGAGCAGCUUAUGGAUUUCUGUAGUCUGCGACUGGCGAUUGGGAGUAACUUGAUUCAGAGAUUAGCUCCAUGAAGUCUAUCGGGUGCCAGAGUGCCUUUUUUUGGCAGCUAAAGGAAAAAGACUGUUUCCCUAUAGCCCAGGCUUAAUCCCCCGGUCCCUCGGAAGAGGAUGCUCAAGGGUCCAAAGGACAUUACUGAGCAUCUCCAUUUCCAACCACAGGAAAUCAGCCAAAACCUACCCGAUACACAUCUGCUUAGGCUGCACUUGUUUCUCAGCUUGGAGUCCAUUCCAGUUCGGUGACCUUAAGAUCUGGACUGUUGUGCCAAGAGGACAUGUUGACAUGCGCCGGCAUUUGAAUGCAUACCACUAUAUCAACAGGAAUAAAUAGAUAUAGACAUGUUGAAUUUGAUCCAAUUGUUAAUGCAAGAGUCCAUAAACUGAGAAAUCAACCAAAAAUCACAAACACUCACUUCAAAGAAAUAUAUAAAAAUUUUUUACAAUUUUUAUCAGAAAAACCUAGUCUUGAUAUAAAAGAUAAAUUAGCUUUUGUCCAAUAUUUGAUAUACCAAGACCGCUAUGAAGAAGCAAUAGAGAUUUAUCGGACAAUACCAUUAGAACCAUCUAUAAAUGCUCCAGGUCAGACUUAUCUUCAAAUACAGUAUGACUAUUUAACAUGCUAUCUUGAUAUUAAUAAGGCUUUAUCCAUUGCCUCUUUAUAUAAAAAUUACCCAAUAAAUACAUGAAAAAAUCUUUUUUCUGAUGUUACUGAUCUUCUACAAGAAAUAAGCGUUCAAGAUACUACUAAGGAAGCGAAAUCAGUGGAUAUUGAGCCAUCUCUAAUGUUUUCUAUAGAAAAAGGCAUCGUAAUGCUUUACUAUCAAUUUGUUAGCAGCUGCAAAAUAAAAAUUUAUAAUAUUGAUCUAGAAAUUUUGUUUUCAAAAAAUCCGUUUUUAAUUGGAAAUACUCAAGAUUUUACCUUUGUUAAGCCAAAUUUCGAAAUUCCUAUUAAUUUGCCUAAAGAAGGAGAAUAUCACUAUAGCAUUCCUGAUGAAUUUUUUAAAGAAAAUAUUAUGCUGGAAAUUGACUAUGGGGCUUAUACAGUAUCAAAAUCAUAUUUUGCAGCAAGACUAAAAAUGAAUCUAAUAGAAAGGUACGGGAUCAUUAAAGUCAUGGAUAUGAAUUUGAUGCCAAAAGCUGCAUCUUAUGUGAAAACUUUCGUUAAAAGAAAAAAUGGGCGUGUGGAAUUUUAUAAAGAUGGGUAUACUGAUAUUAGAGGAAAUUUUGAUUAUGCUUCAUUAAAUAGUGAUACUUUAUCUUCUAUUCAAAGAUUCUCAAUAUUGGUUGUUGACGAUGAACUUGGUUCUAUAGUUCAAGAAGCAAAUCCUCCAGCACAGUAA